AGUACGUCGCUUCGAGCCACUCCCUCGCGGCCAACUUUUCCCCUGUUCGAACCGAGUUUUUUGGGCCACGAGACGUUAUUAUCAUUAUAUUUGUUUGUAGUUUUUUUUUAAAUAUUCGGCGAAAGGGAAAACCACAAUAACCCUUUCAACUAUGCAUAGAAUGUGUAGCAUGACAACACUACUAUAGUUUUUGAAAGAAUAUUGUUUUGAAAGAAUAUCAUAUCACCGUUAUAACUUCUGAAAAAGAUAUACAGCGACAGUAAAAACAAAAACAAAAAAAUACUUCUUUCCCUUAAGAUUACGCAGAUAAUCAUAACAUUAACGCGCGAGACAGUGUUACCACAAUGAGAACUUGAAAUGUGUGAAAUUUACGAACGAGAUCCCCACGGAGGCCCGAGGGAAAGGAGGGAGGAGCACGGUCGUCGAGGUGUGGGAACAAUGAAGCCAGGAUCCUCGUCUCGGGCUGAAGGAGGCGAAAGAGGAGGAGAAGGAGAAACAGAAAGAGGAGAAGGAAGAGGACAGGGCACCGCCCCUCACGCGAGAAUCCUCGGUCGCUUCGCCUCCUACCGACUCUCACCGAUGCCCUGCCUGCUGGUGCUGUCCGCUCUGCUUCACCUCGCCACGGCUUCCGACGUCAUCAGAAUAGGUGGCUUGUUCGACCUGUCCGACGAGCGUCAGGAGGUCGCUUUUCGUUACGCCGUCGACGCCAUAAACAGUGACCGGAAGCUCCUUGCGCAUGCGCGGCUCUCGGCGCAGAUCGAGAAGAUUCCGCCGAGCGAUUCCUUCAGAGGAUCAAGAAAAGUGUGCUCUUUGCUCAAGACCGGAGUGGCAGCGAUCUUCGGGCCUCAGUCUGGCCAGACCUCCGACCACGUGCAGUCGAUCUGCGACGCGCUGGAAAUCCCUCACAUCGAGAACAGAUGGGAUUUCAGGCUCACGAGGGACGCCUAUUCGGUCAACCUGUACCCGCACCCGUCGACGCUGGCGAAGGCCUACAUGGAUGUCUUGAAGACCCUCGGCUGGCGGAAGUUCUGCAUCAUUUACGAAAACAACAACGGCCUCAUUCGCGUGCAAGAACUUCUGAAGGACCAGAGCUUUCAGAUUAGUCUGAGACAACUUCCGCUCUCGGAUGAUUACAGACCGAUGCUGAAAGACGCGAAGAAGGACGGCGUAACACACAUUGUCCUCGACGUAGAGAGGGACAACAUCUUCACCGUCCUGAAGCAGGCGCAGCAGAUUGGGAUGAUGACGUCAUAUCACAACUAUUUCAUCACUUCUCUGGACCUGCACACCGUCGACCUCGAAGACUUCCGCCACGGCGACACCAACAUCACGGCGCUGACGAUCGUGGACCCGGAGAACCCGUUAGUCCAGCAGGUGAUCCAGGACUGGGUCUUCGGGGAGCUGCGCCACGGGAGGAACGUCGAGAACCCGGAGAACACGCUGAAGAACAGUAAUAUGACCCAACCCAAGUCGUCCCCCCUCCCCAUCCCGCAGACGGAGGUGGCACUCAUGUAUGACGCCGUGCACCUCUUCGCCAAGGCACUCGAUGACCUCGACCGCUCGCGCCACAUUGACAUCACGCCCCUGGAGUGCGACGGAGACAUCACCUGGGUGCACGGGAACUCCCUCAUUAACUACAUGAAGUGGGUCCAGGUGAACGGACUGACGGGCCUCAUCAAGUUUGACACAGAAGGUUUCAGGCGGGACGUGACGCUCGACAUUGUGGAGAUGAACAAGGAGGGUCUCAAUAGAGUUGGCAAGUGGGACCCGACCAGCGGAGCCAACUACACGCGAACGUACAGCGAGAUUCAGCAGGGCAUCGUGGAGAGCCUUCAGAACAAGACACUUAUUAUCUCCACUAUUCUCGCCUCCCCCUACACCAUGCUGAGAGAAACGUCAGAACAAAUGACAGGAAAUGAUCGUUACGAAGGCUUCUGCGUCGACCUUAUCCACGAGAUCUCCGAGAUCAUUGGCUUCAACUACACGUUAAAGUUGGCGGACGACAGUAACCAUGGGAAAUUCGACCAGAAGCUCCAGAAGUGGAAUGGAAUGAUAGGCGAGCUUCUCGACCAGAAAGCUGACCUGGCAAUCGGUGACUUGACAAUCACAUACGAGAGAGAGCACGCUGUCGACUUCACAAUGCCCUGGAUGAACCUAGGCAUAAGCAUCUUGUACAGGAAACCUACCAAGAAACCACCGAACCUUUUCAGCUUCCUGUCCCCGCUCUCCCUCGAUGUCUGGCUCUACAUGGCGACGGCUUAUCUGGGCGUCUCGCUGCUCCUGUUCGUGCUGGCGAGGUUAAGUCCCUAUGAAUGGAUCACAUCCUUUCCAUGCAGAGAAGAGGAAGAAAAGUCAAUGGAAAAUCAGUUCAGUCUCAACAAUUCGCUAUGGUUUACAAUGGGCAGCCUACUACAGCAAGGCACUGACCAGCAGCCCAAAGCGGUGUCCACCCGCAUCGUGGCCGGCAUCUGGUGGUUUUUCACACUCAUCAUGAUCUCCUCGUACACCGCCAACCUCGCUGCUUUCCUGACGGUGGAGAGGAUGGAGUCUCCGAUCGAAUCCGCGGAGGACCUCGCCAAGCAGACCAAGAUCAAGUACGGCUCCAUGUACGGCGGAUCCACGUGGAACUUCUUCAGCUCCUCCGAAGUACCGACGUACCAGCGGAUGUUCAGCUUCAUGGAAUCCCAAAACCCGAGUGUGUACACAAAAUCCAACGAGGAGGGGAUGACGCGGGUACUCAAGGGCGACGGCCAGUACGCCUACAUGAUGGAAUCGUCGAGUAUUGAGUAUAUUACGGAAAGGUACUGCGAUCUCACCCAAGUCGGCGGACCUCUCGACUCAAAGAGCUAUGGUAUUGCUCUGCCGCCAGGCUCGCCCUACACGAACACCAUCUCGGAGGCAAUCCUGAACUUGCAAGAGAGUGGAAAUCUCCAAAAGCUUAGGACGCGCUGGUGGAAGCAGAAAAAGGGAGGGGGGAAGUGUGAAGAUGACGAGUCGAAGAGUUCAUCAAAGGCCAAUGAACUCGGUCUGAACAACGUCGGCGGUGUGUUCGUGGUCCUGCUGGCCGGAAUGGGACUGGCGUCGGUCGUGGCGGUGUGUGAAUUUGUGUGGAAAUCAAGAAAGUUGGCAACCGAGGAACACGACCUUCCAUCACACGCCUCCCGCGAGAAGCUGGGGCCUGACGACAUCCCGACGCCCCCCCUGGCUGCCAUCAGGGGCGCGCAGUCCCUGGACCGCAUUUCCCGCCGGUCCGCGCCCCCAGCGACCCCGGAGGCGGCAGCAGAGGAACAGCAGGAGGGCAACCUGCAGUCUCCGGACUUGCCCUUCCAGCUGAUUUCCACCGUAUGACGCUAGGGGAGCCUGGGUCACCGCCGGUCGCGUCACACAGCGAUCACGCACAUCGCUCGAUCACAGCUCUGAUUCUUGACGGAUCUUCGUUCGUGUUUUCAGUUUCGCUCCGUUCUGAGAGGUUCGAGAGGCGGAUUAAAUGAGCUUCGAAUUUUUUUUCUCCUAACUACGGCGCAUUAAAAAAAAAAAUGAUAAUAAAACAAAAAAUUGGUUGAAGUCAGUGAAUUACGUUUUUUUUUCGUUUUUCUUUUUUAAAUUUUCGUGUACAUAAAGCGUUGAUUUUCCUUACCCUUAGUAGUCCAGUGUCCAAAUUUACAUAUGGAAGGUGCGGUAUUUAGCUUCACAUGAUAGUUUGACAUUGCUUUUAGUGAUAUUCCUCUAUACAUGAAAACUAUAAGCUUUGCUAUAUAUCUUGUCAUUAACUUUAAUCAUAACCAGAGUUGCUAAUCAUAUGACUAUAUCCGUAAAUAGAAGAUAUCUAGCUGACCAGCGGUGACCUAGGCAAUCUAGCAUCAAGUUGUGUGACUGUCUUGUCGUUCCCUGAAUUAACGAAAUCUUGCGUGACAAAUCAUUGACACUUUGUGACUGUAUGAAUUCGAGUACUGUGUGAAGAGACCUCUUUUUCUGAAUGUACUGUGCAUGUCAGUCGGCACGCCAGGUUCCGGAGGCACUCGUGGUGCAGAGAAGCUGUUGUUCGUUGCACUGCACUGGUGACAAUGACGAAAUCUCUUCAUUUUGUGUCGGUGGAGUCUUUGUCUGUGUUCAUUGUGAUAAAAAAGACUUACAGCGAGAAGAAACUCGAGAAGACAAGGAAAAGGAUUACUGCCUGUUAAACUAAGGGUGCUGUUACAGUAACAGUAAAAAGUGUAAAAUACAUGGGAAUGAACAUGCUCUUCUGAAACCGUUGUUUUGUUGAUAUUCAGACUUUCUGUAACAAACAUUUUCACUGAAAAUAUAGAAACUAUUGCAUUAAGAUUACCUUUUGUACUGAAAUGAGAAAGACAUGUAAAUACACAAGAAAAAAUCUGUGUUUUAGGUGCUCUUAAUAAUUUACUGGGAUAGUGAAUAUUGUUGUAUCUUUAUUGUUUGAAAAUCAUUUUACAUUUUAAGUUUUCACAAAAUGUUCUUUUAAUCAUUGUGGCGAAAAAAGUGACAAAGAAGCAAUUGUGAAGCAGCGUGAAAGCUCCAGUAUGGGAGGAUUUUAUAUGAAAAAAAAAAAAAACGAAAAAGGAAAUAAAUUAACUUAAAGUGUCACAGCACACUAUCAGGGACCAAGCAUCUUUAUUCAGAAAAGAAGAGAGAGGAUCCACAAAGAUAAGUAAAAAAGAAAAAGAGAAAAAACAAUCAAUAGACGAGAUGUAAAAGAAAAUAAGAUUUUUAUGAAUACAUAAAAUUACAUUAGCUGAAACAGGAGAGGGAAAACUGUACCAAGAUCCAGUCAGAGUUUGAAACAGAAGCGUCUCAAGAUUUUACAUAAUGAGACAUGUUUAUUUCCAAUUUUUUGUUUACCUAUUGUUUGGACAUUAGACCUUCAUAAGUUAAUAUUAAGAGAUAUAUUUUUACUAACAGAUCUUGAUAGAUAUAGGCUAAGUAUCCAUAUAGAAAGAAGAAAAUUAUUCCACUCAAACUUUGGACAAAUUAUUAUUAUUAUUGUUAUUAUUAUUAUUAUUAUUUUUAUUUUUAUUAUUAUUAUCCUUAUCAUUAUUAUUAUCAUUACUGUCAUUUAUUACAAUAAUAAUGGCGGUGAUGAUUAUUAUCAAUAAAAUUAUCAUCAGUGUUAUUAUUAUUUGUGCUAUGCUUUAUGAGGGCAAUAUAUAGCAAUAAUCUGAAAAAAGUUUUUUUCAACUUUUCAUUUAAAUUUCUUCAGUUGCCAUAUUUUUCCAUAGACUUAUUUUUUACAUUAUUAUUACAUUAUUAUUAUCAUUAUUAUUAUUCCUAUUAUUCUUAUUGUUGUUAUUAUUAUUGUUGUUGGUAUCAAAAUAUUGAUAAUAAUAAUAAUAAUGAUUAUUAUUAUUGUUAUUAUUAUUAUUAUUACUAUUAUUACUAUUAUCAUUACUAUACCUAUUAUUAUUUUCAUCAUCAUUGUUGCCAUAUUUCUCAUCGUAUUUUACUAUUGGCAAUGACCAGAGUUUUAGUGGUACAUGUAUCAUGGAACUACAUCUCUCAUUGUUUAUAAAGACAUAGAAGAAUGCUUUUUUCUGCUUCGCUAACUUUAUAUCACGCAUCGCUACAAACCGAAUAACUUCCUUUUUGGUUGACACGCUUCACGUGUUGCUUAUCUUUGAUUUUGGCAGUGUUAAUUGUGUUGAUAAGACAUCAUGCAAUCAGUGUUUCGUGAGAGACAAACUUGCUAGAGUCGGCGACAAGCAAUAUGUUCAAUUUAGCAUGUUAUAUUUAGAUAUUUUUAUAUACUAGGUCACUUUAUGCGUCAGUCAUUUGUUUUGCGCACACAUGGAAUGUUUCGCGACCAAUGAAGAUACGACUGUACUUGUACUAAAUUGUACUAAAAUCGUAUACAUUUUUUGAAAAGGGGCACGGUAAGAGUUUUUUUUUUUUUUCAUUUGUAGUAGUUAUUGGCAAUUAAAAAAAAAUAGAAAAGAAAAAAGAAUACUGAAAGGCAGCAAUAGAAAACAACGUAUUGAAAGAAGGAAUCCUUGCUAAACAUAUCUUUAUAUAAGACUGACGGACUGUUUGUUUCUUUGUAUUUUCGUGUGCGUUUUAUUGCUUUUGGUAAUGUCAUUUGUGUUAUAUUGGAUGUAAUGUCACGUGCUGUUGUUUACUUGUUGAAUGAGGUUUUGUGACCAGGAGAGGGUAUGUUGUAAACACUUCUCUGUGGUCGAUUCAAUAUAUGAUUUUUAUUAACCUCUGUAAUAUGAUGCUAUGUACUCUCAUUUGUAUACGAAAUGUUUCAAAAUAAACAGAUUUAAAUGAGGAUUUUUCAAUA
Molecule: messenger RNA, 6292 nt
Organism: Penaeus chinensis
Lineage: Eukaryota; Metazoa; Arthropoda; Malacostraca; Decapoda; Penaeidae
Product: glutamate receptor ionotropic, kainate 2-like
Exons: 20
Coding region: 358-3348 (996 amino acids)
Biological process (GO): synaptic transmission, glutamatergic; modulation of chemical synaptic transmission; monoatomic ion transport
Cellular component (GO): postsynaptic membrane; plasma membrane
Molecular function (GO): glutamate-gated receptor activity; transmitter-gated monoatomic ion channel activity involved in regulation of postsynaptic membrane potential
Source: RefSeq, a predicted model, not a curated record